CCACACGCCACCGCCAUGGCCGCCGCCGUCUCAGCCCCAUCCCCGCUCGCCGGCGCGUCCCUCCGGACUCCCCUGCCCACGCGCCCACACUCCAUCAGUUUCGCCGCGCUCCCUCGGGCGGCGGCCCCUCGUCCUCUCACCCUGGGCGCACGCCCGGCGCGGCGCCUCGCGGCGGCGGCGUCCUCCGGCGGGGGCGCGGCGGGGCCGGACAUGCGGGAGACGCUGGACAAGGUGGUGGGGGCGCACAAGGUGGUGCUGUUCAUGAAGGGGACCAAGGACUUCCCGCAGUGCGGCUUCUCCCACACCGUCGUGCAGAUCCUGCGCUCGCUCGACGUGCCCUUCGAGACGCUCGACGUGCUCGCCAACGACGCGCUCAGACAGGGGCUCAAGGAGUACUCCAGCUGGCCCACCUUCCCGCAGCUCUACAUCGACGGCGAGUUCUUCGGAGGAUGCGACAUCACACUCGAAGCAUACAAGAGUGGGGAACUGCAGGAAACGCUAGAGAAAGCAAUGUGCUCGUAGUGAACGAUGGACUACAUGAGACAGCAACUCAUGCACGUUUCAGACAUGACAGAGAACUGGAGACGCAGUUCCUAAGCAGUACAAAAUUCAAAAUAUUAAGCAGUGAGAUACAAAUGUAAAAUGCACUUUGGGUGUGAUAAUUUUUGUGCAAUCUGUAUAAUGGUACAGUAUCAGUUCCUUGUACUGCUAGUCGAUCAACAGCUCUGUGUUGGCUAUCUGGUGUUAGCCACAUAUUGCUAGAAACAUCAUGAACUGAA
This is a messenger RNA of Lolium perenne, 779 nucleotides long. RefSeq names its product monothiol glutaredoxin-S7, chloroplastic. NCBI's taxonomy places the organism in Eukaryota, Viridiplantae, Streptophyta, Magnoliopsida, Poales, Poaceae. The record is from RefSeq and is a predicted model, not a curated record.